UCAAAAGAUGUUUGAACUCACUACUAAAGGUCUGGAACACUUGUGACCCAAAGGAUUAAUAUAAACCGAAAGGAGGACGUAGUACUGAAGUGGUUGUUCAGUAUACUGACUGUAAGGAGAAUAUACAGGAAGUCUAGGUACUUGUGACCAAGAGGAUGUGAUGUUGGCAGGAAGCAGUGGUACAUGUUACAGUAUACAUGGAACAAUUCAUCACCCUAAUCAAUAGCAUUCCAUUUCAACAAUAACAGACAACAUUGGAGGUUAUAUUGGAAUUUUAUCUCUGUACACAGUGGAUAUCACAGCAUGUAAAUAAAGCCGUCAUCAUCAGCAUUUUUCUUACUAUUGGGAGUACCAAUUACAGAGGCUUCUGAAAAAAAACUUCAAUGUAAUACCAAAUUAAUGAUGAAGCAAGUUAUCUCUGCGAUUGCAGAGCUCAUCAGCAACCCAUUGUGAGAAAUCAAUUGCUUUCUCUGCUAUCUGGACUAGUGUUUAGUAUCAACACUUAGAUGUGGGUAGGAGGUCGCAUGAACCAUAUGUGAUGGGCUUUAUUAUAGUGAGCAAAUAAAGGCUAGAGCGAUGCGAUCUCGAUCUCCUCUAUAGCUGAUGAGCGUGGUGACAUAGGAAUUGUGGACACAUGAUAGCAAGGCCCUCAGCAACAACUCAUCAUCCUCAUCUGAUCUAGUGUCACAAUUCAACAUAGAAGGCAUGAACUCCUCACCAUCUCCACGAGCACAUUACUGUAAUAGGAAAACCAUGUUGUCUCCUACGACUUAAGUCAUCAGCCACUCAAUAAUCUAUAUAUAACCCAGAGCUGACAUAAAACAUCAGAUAUAUACAACUCUUGCUUUCCCCAGAAUAUAACUAAAAUCAAAUCAUCCUAGGAAGGAAACAGAUCACUUCAGGGACACUAUACAGAUUACAUUGUAAUCAUCACUGUGGACUCUUCUAUAUUAGUGAAUAUAUUAAAGAUAGCAGUGAAACAAUAUCAUUGACCAGACUCCUGCCAUCAUGUUCCCUAUAGCAAAUGACAGCGUGUCCAUCCAUCUUAAUCAGAGUGAGACUAAGAUGGAACUCUACUCUAUCGUGUUGUCAACGACCAUGUUGUGUCUGGCGAUGGUGUUCGGCACUGGGGGUAAUAUCACAAUUCUCAUGUCCCUGUGUACCUAUCGCCUACUGAGAAAACACCACUACAUCCUCAUUGUCUUGUUCAUCAUCACCUGCCUCAUCCUUGAUGUAGUCUGGUGCCCCAUGGAAAUCUAUCAUCUGAUCCAACAUCACCAUGACAACGCUGCAGUAGAUGCAACCUUCACCUUUGCUGGACAAAGUCUUUACAUUUUCCUCAUCACUUCAAUUCUGUGCAUUCUUUCUAUUGUAAGUGUUCAAAGUUUGUGCAAGUUAACGUCCAACUGGAUCUCAAGGCACUUUGUUCUUGCCCUGUCUUUGACAGUAAGUCUGGUGCUGGUACUUAGCCUGGCAGUGGGCUAUGGGGUGUUGUCAGCCUAUAGGGAGGGUGACACAAAACUUACUGAGUACCAAAUACUCAAUGACCAUUCCUACAAAUACAGGAUCAUUGUUUACAGUUUCGCUUUGUGGAUUGCUCUAUCAUUUGCUAUGCUGAUAACUUUGGUAAUUUGCAGACAUAAAACAGCUAAAGACCUAAAUGUAGAUAUUGCAUCAGAGUACUCAGAACCACCCACACCUGAACGACUUAACAUUCCAACACUUCUCAUCAAAGGGGAAGAAGAAGAGGGUAGUGACAUUGAAAAGGAAGAGGACAAAAAGUCUAUUUCAAACUCUCAAAGAUUCCUCAGUAUGCAGGCGUCAGCAUCAACAAAAGAGGAUAACAUGUCCACUGUUGGUGACCUUCCAUCACCCUCAAAGUCAAAGAUCUCCAGUAACCACUUAGGGGUCAACAUGGCUGCCAUCUUAGGCAGGAGGCGUCACACCAUUGGCCAGAUUGGUCCAACAGGUCUCGAUGUUGGUGAAAAAACAAAGCAGUACAAUUACGUGAGAAAGUUUUCAGUUGAUAUAGAAGCACUUCAAGCACAGCUUGAAAAUCCAAAAGUGUAUGGAGGGGCAAUUUCUUUCCGUUCAGACACAGAGCUGCAAAAGUCUACUCAGAAUGAUAACAAAAUGGAAUUACCCAAGCGACCACAUACACCUCUGUUGGACAUUAGACUAAGUGGUCUUCAAAAAACACAAUUGGAGGAGAAAAAUGAGGAGAAUUCGGGAGAGGAAGAAGAAAAUCCUGAUAAAGGUGAUGAUAUGAGCACCAAGGAGGACUAUGAUAUGGAAAAUGCAAACCACAUAUGUGAAAAAUUACAAAAUUCCAGUCACGAGACCUUAAGUCCACCAAUCAUCACACUCUCAGAGACAACUGGGGAUGAGCUUAAUGAACCUAUAGUAAAUAAUAGGUUUAAAAAGGGAAUGGGACACUAUCGACUCACCUGUCUCCUCCUAGUUACCUUCAUGUGUUGUUUAUUGCCAAUGUUCAUCACAGAGGCUUUACGAGAACUCUUGUCACAGCGAGCCUAUGUGAAUAUCCUCACCUGUACAAUGUCACUGUCUGUGGUACAGACCAUCAUAUUUCCACACAUACUUUUCUGUAUGGACAAUUUCACACACAUAGCAGUACACACUUUCUUUGGUAAGGUGCAUGCACAUGUAAUGCACAUGUGCUAUGGACACCAUCAGGUACCAACAUCAGAGCAGGUGGACAUUACAGUCACACAGGUGUGAUAUGACAAAGUGAAAUUGGGACAGCUUAUGGUGAGAACAGUUGAAUACUGGACCAGUAUAACUGUAAAGUCAGGACAUCUGAGAUCUGGACAGGUUAUGGGCAGGACAGUUGAAAACUGAACAGAUACAAUUGCAAAGUUAGGUCAGUUGAAAACUAGAUAUGUACAAUUGUGUAGUGACUAGACAGGACCAGUAUGAGUAGGACAGCUGAAAUCUAGACUGCAAUUGGUCAGGGCAAGUUUAAAUUUUGGACAAGUAUGGUCAGGUAAAGUGAACUCUGGACAGGUAUGACAAGGAAAAAUCUGGGUUGGCUUUGUUAGGUCUGGACACAUUAGGGCAAGAUAGAUCAAAUCUGGACACCUUGGGUCAGGCAGGUGAAAUCUGGACAUUUUGGGUGAAAUCUGAUUACAGGGCAAUUUUUAUUAUGGCAGAUGUGAUCUUUUAGGUUUUAAUGGACAUUUGAUCUGAACAGGCUUCAUGGACUGGUGUCAUCAGGACAGCUUUCAUCUGAAAAUGUUGUUGUCUUGUUGAUCAGGACUUGUUUUACCUGGACAGGUGAGAUAAGAAUUUUUUUACCACAAAAACAGUUUGGUAGCUAGGAUCUGAGAACUGGAUUUACCUGAACAAGUGUAAUUUGGACUGAUUUUACUUUGACAUGUUGGAUCAGGACUAGUUUUACCUAAACAAACAGGUGUGACAGGACUAGUUUUACCUAAACAAACAGGUGUGACAGGACUAGUUUUACCUAAACAAACAGGUGUGACAGGACUAGUUUUACCUAAACAAACAGGUGUGACAGGACUGGUUUUACCUAAACAAACAGGUGUGACAGGACUAGUUUUACCUAAACAAACAGGUGUGACAGGACUAGUUUUACCUAAACAAACAGGUGUGACAGGACUAGUUUUACCUAAACAAACAGGUGUGACAGGACUAGUUUUACCUAAACAAACAGGUGUGACAGGACUGGUUUUACCUAAACAAACAGGUGUGACAGGACUGGUUUUACCUAAACAAACAAGUGUGACAGGACUGGCUUUACCUAAACAAACAGGUGUGACAGGACUAGUUUUACCUAAACAAACAGGUGUGACAGUACUGGCUUUACCUUAACAAACAGGUGUGACAGGACUAGUUUUACCUGAACAGGUAAGAUCAAGACUGACUUUACCUAAACAAACAGGUGUGACAGGACUGGCUUUACCUAAACAAACAGGUGUGACAGGACUGGUUUUACCUGAACAGGAGAAAUAUUGAGAAAUUUACUUGAGAGAAUGGAACAGUGGUGACAAGGGCAGGUGUGAUUUUGUCAUAAUCUGCUAAUGUAGAAUUGGAAAAGAGUUGAUAAUAAUUAGAUAUAAACAUCUGGUCACCUGCAUACAGUGGGCUGUAGACAUCCCUUAAUCAGGACACUUGGUCACCUGUAUACAGUGGGUUGUAGACAUCCCUUAAUCAGGACACCUGGUCACCUGUAUACAGUGGGUUGUAGACAUCCCUUAAUCAGGACACCUGGUCACCCGUAUACAGUGGGUUGUAGACAUCCCUUAAUCAGGACACCUGGUCACCUGUAUACAGUGGGCAGUAGACAUCCCUUAAUCAGGACACCUGGUCACCUGUAUACAGUGGGUUGUAGACAUCCCUUAAUCAGGACACCUGGUCACCUGUAUACAGUGGGCAGUAGACAUCCCUUAAUCAAGACACCUGUCACCUGUAUACAGUGGGUUGUAGACAUCCCUUAAUCAGGACACCUGGUCACCCGUAUACAGUGGGUUGUAGACAUCCCUUAAUCAGGACACCUGGUCACCUGUAUACAGUGGGUUGUAGACAUCCCUUAAUCAGGACACCUGGUCACCUGUAUACAGUGGGUUGUAGACAUCCCUUAAUCAGGACACCUGGUCACCUGUAUACAGUGGGCAGUAGACAUCCCUUAAUCAGGACACCUGGUCACCUGUAUACAGUGGGUUGUAGACAUCCCUUAAUCAGGACACCUGGUCACCUGUUUAAAGUGAGUAUUUCAGUUCUGUUGAUCAGGAUGCUCUGUAACUAGGGUAUGGAAGGUGUUUUGACAGUGACGUUGGUAAAUCUUUAAUAACCUUAACAAAACAAUUUUUUGGAAUUACGAAAGAAUUGUUUUCAUUGUUUGAAAUCUGUGUAUUCAUCAUAGACUUAAAAAUUUAUGAAAAUCAUUGUUUAUGUUGUAAUAUAAUGAUACUAUUGUUUAGAUCUGGAAAAACAUCAAUACAUUGUACAACUACACAUUAGUGUGCAGUGACAUCAUCACUACAUGAAGGUUUCAAACUAAAUAAAUCUGGCUGAUUUCAUUCCUCAUAUUUACUAUUUCUUCAAUGGAAGAAUUUUUUGUAAGAAUAAACAAAUAAUAAUGUUUUGUACAGUAAAUAUAUAUGUUUAAUGUUGUAAAUAUCAGGAUUGUAU
Messenger RNA from Ylistrum balloti, 5172 nucleotides. RefSeq lists its product as uncharacterized. NCBI's taxonomy places the organism in Eukaryota, Metazoa, Mollusca, Bivalvia, Pectinida, Pectinidae. The transcript is spliced from 2 exons. The record is from RefSeq and is a predicted model, not a curated record. Bases 1009 to 2739 code for a protein of 576 amino acids.